Desarmillaria tabescens is the source of this 2083-nucleotide messenger RNA. RefSeq lists its product as uncharacterized. Gene Ontology annotation, molecular function: 5'-3' DNA helicase activity. Lineage: Eukaryota; Fungi; Basidiomycota; Agaricomycetes; Agaricales; Physalacriaceae. The transcript has 5 exons. The record is from RefSeq and is a predicted model, not a curated record. The coding region runs from base 138 to 1940 and encodes 600 amino acids.
AGCGCUGGUCGUCGAGUCACAAAGGAGGCGCCGCUUGAUGACCGCGCCGGAUGGCGCCUAAUGGCUGAUGUCGUUCUUAAAUUGAUCAACAGCACUGCUGCCUGCCUGCCUUCCCCUUCCUUCCUACCACCUCAAGCAUGGAUGCCCAACGCCCCGGUUUUGUCCUCCAACAGAACAUCUACACUAUUCCCCAUCCUUCAAUUAUUGUCUCUCGUCACAACGCGAAUGCAUUGAGAGCAACGACACUACAUGAUUUUAUGGCUUCUGUAGCUACAACCGGUCAUCUGGGAAUAGCGCCUGUCUAUGGCUCCAAAUGCGCACUUUCCACUGUCGCUUUUGCAUCUUCGACCCACGUUAUGAUCAUCGACUUUCCAAGACAGAGAAAGGGAGGGGGGAAUCUUCGUGCUUCAGGAAAGCGCCCCGCCCUAGACUUGCUAGAAUAUAUUGUUCUGCGCAGCUCUUAUCCGAAAUACGCCUUUCGCAUGGACAACGUAGCACUAUCGCUCAUACUUGACCUUAGUUUGCCUAUUGUCAAUGGUGUAGACCUAUUGGACCUUCAGUCUAACCGACAGUCCUUCGAGUCAGUUCUCGUCGCCUUGGGCGGUAAAAGCUAUCACAGCCAGCUCGAUCGUAACAACGUCGCGACUCUAUUUCAGCAGGAGGAAAGCAGUCAGACACUUGAUAAGCACACUGCUUUGCAAGCCUGGUCGGCAUGCCGCGCCGCGAUGCUUGACCACAUGGCGACCGCAAGCGACGCUCCGAAGAUCUCUACGUUGAACUUCGAUCAAGCACGCUUAAUGGUUCUGGCAAAGAUUAAUCGACACGCGCACCGUCUGACGGAUUUGAAGCCUGUCAGAAUGCGCAAUGAAGUUGAAGCAGCGUUUAGCCAUAAGUCCGGCAAACUGAAUGUUUCUUCUGCUAGAUUCAAGAAUCGAAUCAGACAAUCAGGUGCAUGGCAGACCAUGGAGAUCUCGUCCACUGAUCGGAAUGGUAAACACAAGACUACUCCCGGUCGUGUCCUUAGAGUUGAAGGACGUGCUGCAACAAUCGCAAUUCAAGGCCACUUGUCAACAACCCAGGCUCCCCUCAAAGUUACAACUAUAGGUAGAGAAGAACCGACUCAAGCUGAGCAGGCUAGAGUUAUGGUAAUUCUCGCCGCUCUACAACAGUCAUCUGCCAUCCUCGACCACCCGUUCAUCCAAGCACUCUGGUUCCCACGAUCAGAAAUAUCCUGGGCUACUCUCCCAUCUUUUACUCGCAACGUUACCAUCAACUUCCCAGGCCCACUAAACAACUCUCAGCGUCGCGCAGUCGAUCUCAUUCUUUCAAACCGUGAUGCCGAUAGGGUCACCCUCAUUCAAGGGCCCCCGGGUACAGGGAAGACGACUGUCAUAGCAGCUGCAGUCACGAGUGUAAUCGCGUCCACUGACCGGAACCGGACACUAUGGCUUGUAGCACAUUCCAAUGUUGCUGUCAAGAACAUUGCGGAAAAGCUGGCAUCGAUUGGAUUCUUAGGGUUCAAGAUUCUCGUCUCGAAAGACUUCCAUUUCGACUGGCAUGAGCACUUGUAUAGAUUGAUAGAAUCCAACCUUGUCCGUUCGGAUGAUUUCGUCCCCGACAGAGCGGCUAUGGAAAGGCUGCUUCUAGAUUCGCGCAUCAUACUGUGCACCCUCAGUAUGCUGUCCAACGACAGGAUGUCCACUAUUGCUCGGAUAGUGCCAGUCCAAACAAUCAUCUUCGACGAAGCAAGUCAGAUCGAAGUCAGUGACUAUUUUCCUGUGAUACACCGGUUUGCAUCUUCGUUGCAAAAGAUGGUCUUCAUUGGAGACCACAAACAGCUGCAGCCGUAUGGUCAGAGCGACAUUCCAGACUUGGAGAGUGUCUUCGAUAAGCAACACCUUGAUCAGAAAAUACACAUGCUUGACACCCAGUGUGAGUGAAUUUACUUGCUCGCAUACGCUACGACUGCCCACACGGUCACAGAUCGUAUACCUAGGCAAAUCGGGGAUUUUAUAUCCGAACAUGUCUAUGACAAACAACUCAAAACGGUCCAUGAUAUAUCCUCGAAGACUUGCUGCCGUUU